AUGGCGUCUACUCGCCCUGCACCCGAAACGCUACAGCCGCAGGACAUCCAACAAGAACGCACAGCAUGCUCGUUCGACGUGGAUACCAUGUCGUGCAUCCUGCCUGGCUCCAAGGCCGAACGCGACAAUGCAAGGUGGCUACUUUCGCUUCUUAAAAGCGACGCCGAUCGUACAUUUGACAAAGAGGAUCGUGUCUUUCAGUCUCGAAACGAGCGUUUCUUCAACGGUCAAAAGAUUGCUCUCCGUUACUUCGAGAUCCGCAAUCGGCACGGUCUGGACAAGAAGGACGCGGAUCUACUCCGGCUCUACACGGACGAAUACUUGCCCAUCCAGGUCGCGGAAAGCAUGGCUCAGCCCACGUUGAUGCGACAGGCGAGCGCGGAACAGUGGUCAGAGUGGGGCCCCAUGGUCAGAUCAGGUCGAUGGAUCGGAUGCUACAUGCAGACCGAGCUUGCUCACGGCUCUAACUUAUCUGCGCUCAGGACGACAGCAACACUCGAUAUUGACACGGACGAGUGGGUCAUCCACACGCCUGAGCCAUCUGCAGGCAAAGUGUGGAUUGGCGGAAGCGGUCUCACUGCGACCUACGGUAUUGUGAUGGCCAAUCUGAUCAUCAAGCGCAAGUCGUACGGCAUGCAUCCUUUCCUGGUUCAUCUGCGCUCACUCCAAGAUCACACGCUGUUACCAGGCCGUCACAUAAUGGAGAUGGGCUGCAAGCUAGGUGCGCCUGCGAUGGACAAUGGGUACAUCUGCUUUGACAACGUGCGCAUCCCCCGCACCCACCUUUUGCAGCGCUUCCAGACCGUCUCCAAGGAUGGUAUGUACGAAAAGAGAAACGCCGCGGCACAAGUCAUGACACGUGGCACCAUGACGCUGGUUCGUGUUGGUCUUUGCGAAAUUGCAGCACACCAUUUGGCCCGUGCUGCCACAAUCGCCAUCCGAUAUGCCGUCGUCCGGCGUCAGGGCACAUCGGCCACCAAGCCGGACCAGCUGGAACCCAAGAUCCUCGACUAUGCAUCGGUGCAGACGCGCGUGCUAACUGCCCUGGCCAGCGCCUACGCCAUCACGUUUGCUGGUCAGCACCUCAGGCGCCUGUACAACGAGAUGAUCGCCGAGAUCGACAAGACGGGCAACUCUGGGCUGCUGCCGAUCGUGCAUGGCUAUUCGAGCGUGCUCAAGGCAGUCUGCACCAACGAGUCACUGGCCGGCAUCGAGCGCUGUCGUAGGAGCAUGGGCGGUCACGGCUUCAGCCAAGCAUCCGGCUUUGACUUUGAACGCAACCAGCCCAAUGCUGGGCUCAUCUAUGAAGGCGAAAAUUCGAUGCUAUUGGCUGGGCCUUCAGCCCAAUUUUUGAUCAAGCAGCUCCACGAGACGCGCAAGGGCAAGGGCAAAGCUAUUCGACCUGAACUAGCCUAUCUCGAAUGGAUCUCCGGGGCUUCUGGAGCGGUGGAAGACAUCUCGAAACGGAUGCAAACCAUCACUGCAGAGCAGUUCGAAAAGCCGCGUGUGUUGUUGGAUCUGCUUGGGUGCCGAGCGGCCCUCCUCGUCGAUAGACUUGCUCAGCACCGCAGCGAAUCGCACAGUAGGGAAGAUGGCGUGUACGAGCACAUUGACACAAACUUGGCCGUCCGUGCCUCUACUGCUCACGGCGUCUACUUGCUCGCCUACGCAUUCCACGACCUUGUCGAGCAACUCAUGUCCUCGGACGCCACGUCGACCAAGGUACGCUUCGGCGUGUCUGUACAGCACACACACGUUGCGGCACUUGACAACCUACUGCGCUUCUACCUUUUGCAAAACUGCCUCCUUUCCCAAGACGCACUUGGCGACUUGCUCGAGCUCGGACUGCUGUCAGGUGCACAGCUCGACAAGCUUAGGCGAAGCGCAGCUCGAUUGCUCUCUGGUCCCAUCAGAAGGGACGCACUCGGCUUGGUUGAGAGCUUCGACAUGGACGAUUGGUAUCUCUGCUCGCCAUUGGGAAGCAGCGACGGCCGCGCUUACGAGAGAAUGAUCGAGUGGAUGAAACUCGAGCCACUCAAUCACACGGGAGAACGAGGAGCCCGGGACGAGAAAGGCGUGGUCAAGGGAUAUACGGACGGCAUCGGUCGCUUGAUUCGCGGAGAAGCAGUGCCAUUCACUGAACGGGCGAGGUUGUGA
This is a messenger RNA of Mycosarcoma maydis (corn smut), 2157 nucleotides long. RefSeq lists its product as uncharacterized. Gene Ontology annotation, cellular component: peroxisome. Gene Ontology annotation, biological process: fatty acid beta-oxidation using acyl-CoA oxidase; lipid homeostasis. Gene Ontology annotation, molecular function: acyl-CoA oxidase activity; FAD binding; fatty acid binding. Bases 1 to 2157 code for a protein of 718 amino acids. The transcript has a single exon. The record is from RefSeq and is a predicted model, not a curated record. NCBI's taxonomy places the organism in Eukaryota, Fungi, Basidiomycota, Ustilaginomycetes, Ustilaginales.